Molecule: messenger RNA, 7002 nt
Organism: Paramecium sonneborni
Lineage: Eukaryota; Ciliophora; Oligohymenophorea; Peniculida; Parameciidae
Source: the annotation of a GenBank genome assembly
AUGAUUUAAUAGAAAUUCAAUAGAUUGAUAGUUUUUUUAUUGUUACUUUAAUCAGCAUUAUGUGAACAAACUUCAAAGAUAUGUGUCUGUGGUCAUAUCCAAAAUCAAGAUAUAUGUUAAAAGUCUAGUAUUUGCAUUUGGAAUAAUGAAAAAUGUAUUUUAAAAUUAGGAUCCAUGUAUUUAAAAUCUUAAUAGGAUUCCAACUAAUGCCAAAAUUAUGGGCAUGAAGAAUGUAGAAAACUUUAACAUUGUGGAUUCCAUUUAGGUAAAUGUGUCGAUUUUUAAGGUUGUUCUAUAUAUCAUAAAAACAAUUGUUAAAGUGCUUCAUUCUAAUGCGUAUCUGAUGGUCAAAUAUGCAUUGAAAUAAGAGAUUGUAACAACUAUAAAAGUUAAAUUGAAUGUAAUAAUAAGAGUAAGAAAGGAAAUUUUUGUGUUUGGAAAAAAAUGGAAGAAUUGAAAUGUUAGGAAGUUUAAAAAUGUGAAGAUCUGCCAAUUUAUUUAUCAGAUCAUAAAGGAUGCAAUGAAGCUUUGGAAGGAUGUACAGUGAAUAACAUAGGUUAGGGUUGUAUUAAUCAGAUGGAGUCAUGCACUGAUUACAUGUAGGAAAAUUAAUGUUAUACAACUCUAAAUACUAAAUAGAUAUGUUUUUGGUAAUAUGGAAGAGGAAAGUGUUUGGAAAAGAAAUGUGAUAACUUUGGUUAUAAGACUGAUUAUGAAUGCAAAUCAUAAUUAAAUGAAUGUACAACUAAUGGAAUUCAUUGUGUCAUUAGGACAACUUGCAAAAAUGCAAAAAGUGAAGCUGGAUGUAUAACUGAUAAUUUAGGAAAUAAAUGCUAAUAUUAUUAAGGAGAAUGCUAAAAUAAAACAUGUUAUACUGCUUUAAAAAUUAUUAACAAUUACCGUUAAUGUCAAGAUUAUGAUAGAACUUUGGAUUGUGUUACAUCUGAAAAUGGAGGUUGUAAGAAUAGACCUUCUAUUUGUUCUGGAUAUGUUGGAGAAGAAGAUUGUUGCUCUAUUAAAGAUCAAGGAUGCAUUUGGAUUAAUCAAUAGUGUGAAUUAAAGUAAUGUUAUCAUGCUCCACCAUAAUAUACACAUUCUGAGUGUAAAUUAUUUGGAAGUUGUAUGGGAAAACUAGAAGGUGGCUGUAUUGCUAUACCGUAAAAGUGUGAAGAAAUAUAUCAACAGGGUGGAUGUGAUGAAAAUUUAUUAGGAUAAAAAUGUAUUUGGUUAAACCACUAAUGUAUUUUAUUGAGUUGUAAUUAAUUAAAGUUACCAAAUUAUUCUAGUAAUUAAGCCUGUCAACUUGAAAGUCCAAAUUGCAUAAUCAAUAUUUAGUAAUUUGGAUGUGUAGAUUAUAUUUGUGAUAAUGUUUCUGAAGAAAAGGAUUGCACAGUUGAUUCAAAAGGAAAUCAUUGUUUAUUAUCACCUAGAUGUGUCUAAAAGCAAUGUGAUACUGCUCCAUUUACCUUUAACUCUAAAUAAUAAUGUGAGGAUUGGAUGCCUGAAUGCACAAUAAAUAUUUUCUCUUAAUCUACAAUAUAAGUUGUAGCAGGAUGUAUUAAAAAAUUUUAAUAAUGUCAAUUGUAUUAAAAGGAGCAAUGUUUUUCAACUAUAUAAGAUUAUAUUUGUAGAUGGGAUAUCAGUUCAAAUAAAUGUGAGGAUGAAGUGUGUUCUGGUGCUGAUCCAUCAGAUUAUAAAACAAAUGAAGAUUGUUUUAAUUUUAAAAUAGCUUCUUAAAAAUGUGUAAUUGGAGAUAGUGGAUUAGGAUGCAGAAAAUGGCCCACUAGUUGUAGUGAUAUGAAAAUAGAAUUAUAAUGUAAUCUAAAUCUAGAAAAUGGAGAGGAAUGCUUUUGGUCAGGAACAAUAUGUAAAAUAAAAGAAUGUUCAGAUGCUUCAAUAAAUUUAUACAAAAAUAAUAUUGAAUGUCAAAAGUGGAUGAAUAAUUGCAUCUAUAAUCCUUAAUAAAGAAAGUGUGAAAAACGAUUAGAGUAUAAGAAAUGUAACUCAUCAAACUCCAGCAUGUUUAAUAAUCACUAAGAAUGUUUUGCUUGGAAUCAGAAUUGCACUGUAGUAGAUAAUUUCAAUUCUGAGGGAUGCGAAAAGAAAAAAGACAACUGUUCUUUAUAUCUUGUUGAGUAAGUUUGUAAAUCAACCAUCUUCGGAGGAUCCUGUUAUUGGGAUAACCAUAAUUAGCAAUGCAAAGAUAUUGACUCAUCAUUUUCUUGUUAGAUAGAAGGAAUAAGUGAUUUAACACAUGAAAAUUGUGAAUCCUUUAACUCUAAAUGCACAAUAGCUAAUAUCACAAAAGACUGCGUUGAAUUAUAAAAAGAAUGCUAUUUAUAUAAAAGUAAACUUGAAUGCAAUAUUAAUUAUAAUUAAUAACCUUGUUUUUGGAAUGAUAGCGACAAGAAAUGCAAAAAUUUAGAAUGUGUUGAUAAUUAGACUGCAACUACUGAAAGUGAGUGUUUAAAUUGGAGAAGAAACUAAUAAUGCAUAUUAACUCUAAAUUAAGAUGGGAGUGCUGGAAAAGGUUGUUAAAAUACUCCUUAUUCAUGCUCUGAAAUUACUAAUCCUUUCAAAUGCAAUUUUACAUUAACUAGAUAAAGAAAGAGAUGUCUUUACAUUAAUAAAAUAUGUCAGGAAGUAUUAUGUAAUACUUGUGAAAAUAUUACUUAAAGCAAAAGUAAUGAAGAGUGUCAAUCUUAUAAUAUUAACUGUAUUUUAAAAUAAAGUUAAUAAGGUUGUUACUGCCCCUUAAAUUGCACAAAUUUAAGUCUUUCCUCAUGUAGUAGCGUUAAAAUGUCAUUUAAUUAAGUAUGUUACUUCAAUAGAACAUGCAAUUAAAAAAUUUAUUAUUGGUAACCCAGGCGUUAUUGUGAUCAAAAAAACUCAUCAAAUUAAUUAACAGAUUAGAUUUGUUAUGAUUGGAAAUAUGAUUGCGUUUUAGAAAAUAAACGGUGUGUUAAAUUUGAUUCACAAGAAAUUAAAUUGAAUUAUCAAUGUGCUUAAUAUUAAGAUUACCAAUGGUCAUCAGGAAAAUGUAAAAAUAUUGGUGAUAUCAAUUGCCAUGAAAAUACAACAGCUGUUACAAAUUUGGAAUGCUAACUAAUUUCUUCAAUUUGUGGUUUGAAUUAUAUUAAAGGAAAAGGGUGUGCCUUUAUUAAAUGCAAAAGUGACUAGAUUCUUAAACAAAGUUAAUGCAAUUCUCGUCACACUAUAGAUGGUUUAGGUUGUAUAUUUAACAAUGGGAAUUGCGUUUCAAAAUUAUGUAGUCAAUAUUAUGACUAAAGUAGUUGUUAAAUUAGAUAUGGAUAUUAUAAAGAUGAUAUUUUAUUGAAAUGUUAUUGGUGCAAUGAAAUUUGUUCGAAUAAUAAUACUUGUGAUACACUUAUAUAGGGAUCUCCUUAGGAACAUUCAGAUUGCAAUAAACUAAAUUUCCUUAAAACUAUCUCAGUUGGUAACAUAAUGUGCACCUUAAAGAAAGCAUCUUGCUCUGAUUAUUUAUAUGAGACUGGUUGUUAGGUUACAACUGAUGGCAUUAAAUGUUUUUGGUAAAAUUCUAUAUGUAAAAAUUAUUGUGAUGCUUAAGAUGUUUCUCCACUUAGUAAUAUAAUUUGUUUCUAGUUUCAUAACCAAUGUAUGUAUUAAAAUAAUCAAUGUGUACUUUUAAAUUGUACUUAAUUAGACUAACAUAAUUGUUCUGAUUUGUCUUAGAAAUGUUUUUGGGAUGGAAACAACUGUUUAGAAAUAAAAAGCUGCUAAGAAUUUAAAAAUUAAUCUUUAUGCAAAGUGAAUUAUUUUCAAGCUCCAUGUUUUUGGGAUGAUAUAAAUAGUAAGUGCAUAGAAAAAGAAUGUUCAAACAUCAAAGUAAUUCCCACAUCAGAUAUGGAAUGUGACAAUUGGUUAAAAAAUUGUAAAUUUGAUAGUAAUAGUUUAACUUGUGUUGAACAAUGUGAAUCAGCUGAUAAUUCUUACAAAUCUCAUCAAUAAUGUGAAUCCUAUUAUCCUAGCAAAAGAUGUACUCUAAAAGUAGGUCUAAUUUAAUGUGUUGAUUUACCAUAAUCUUGCUCUUUAGCUAAAGAGCCACAAUGCUUCCAAGAUUCAAAAGGAAAUGAAUGUUACUAUUCUACAUCUAAAAACAAAUGCGUUGAUUUAACUUGUUUAGUUCUAGAAAUGCAGACACAUUUUGAUUGUAAUCAGAGAUUUAAGAAUUGUACAGUUAAUAAAACUCUUAAUGGAUGCUAGAUACUUGAUGAUUGUUAUAACUAUGAAGUUAAAGAUUAAUGCUAUAUAAACAAUUCAUUCUAAGAAUGUUAGUGGAUUUCUCACAAAAAUUCGUGUACUUUGAAAUAAUGUUCAACUGCUUAAUUGAAUGAUUAUUCAGUUUAGUCUUGUUAAUAAUAUUUUGGUAAACAGUGUACAGUAAAUUAAUUCUUUAAUGGAUGUAUUCAAGCAUCAAAUAAUUGUAAUGAAUAUUCACAUAAUUAAUGUAUUAGUGGCUUAAUGAUAAACAUAAAAGAAAUAUCUUGCUUUUGGGAUGAAUCCAAAAUAUAAUGUGUUGAAUAUAUCUGUGAAAAUGGACCUCUUGCUACUUAAACCCAUAAUCAAUGCGUCGAGUUUAUGAGCAGUUGCUAAAAAGGUGGUUGUAAAUAAAAAAGUUGUUUUGAUUAUUAAUACUCAGAAGAUUAAGAUUGUGCGUAACUUUUUGAUGAUAAAAGAUGUGCUUCGAAUGGUAAAUCUUGCAUUUUUAGAUAGUAAUGUGAAGAAGUUUCAAGCAAAGAUUUAUGCACUUUUGAUUUAAAUUUAAAGCCUUGUGAUUGGUUAGAUGGAACUUGUGUUUAAAAGAAAAGUUGUAACAAUAUAGUUUCAAAAGAAUUGUGUAAUGUUGAUGUUGAUGAUUAAAAUUGUGUUUGGGAUGAUGUUUUAAAUUAGUGCUUUUCAGAAUAAUGUAUAGGAUUUUGUGGAGAUGGAAUUAUUUAAAUUAAUGGUGAGCAAUGUGAUGAUGGUAACUAUUUACCUUAUGAUGGAUGCUAUCUAUGCCAAUUUCAUUGUUCAUAUGGUUGUCUUGAAUGUGAUUAAGGAUAGGGUUGUAAAAAGUGUGAUAAUUAAUUUAUUUUAAUUAAUGAGACCGAUACAUGUUAGGAGAAUUAAGUCUUAAAUGAUGAGAUAGAAGAUAUAAAUGAAUAAGUCAUUAUUGAGAUUGCGAGUCUUAGAUGCAUCGAAAAUUAAAUAUUAAUAGGCUUUCAAUGUGUAUCUUAAUGUGGCAAUGGAAUUCUUAACUCAAAGUAUGAAUAAUGUGAUGAUGGAAAUUAAAUUGGAGGAGAUGGAUGUUCAUCUGUUUGCAGUGAAGAAGAUUUAUAUUAGUGUCAAAAUUAUGAAAAUUCAACUAGCGUUUGUUCUUACAUUUUACCUCCUGACUUUAUUUUAGUUAGUUUCUCUAGUAAAACUAACCAAACUUAGUUGAUUUCUUUAAGUUUCACAUAAGAUGUAAAAUUAAUGUCUGAUUUAAAUUUUGAAGAAAUUGCUGUUAUCUCUAUUAUUCCAGAAACUCAUGCACCUAUCAAUGUAAAACCAAUAGUAAAUCUAUCAACAACGCUUAAUAAUCCAUUAUAUGAGAUUACAGUUGAAUUUAUAGAGCCUGUAAAAAAUUCUGUGCUUUAGAUAGAAUUGGCUUAAUCGAUUAUUAAAAAUUAAUUCGAAUUAGAUUUGGUUAGAAAGUAGAUCUAAAUUAGUCUUGGUAACCCUUUUGUAAUAUCUGAAACUACCAAGUAAAAGGUGACAUAAAUUAUGCUUCUUAAUGAUAUUAUGAUUUAUUCUAUGAUUGGUAUAUCUGGAUUAUCACUGCUAACAGGAAAUGCUAUAAUGUUUUUUAAUUUAUUAGAUCUAUUAUAAUCAUUGUCCUAUAUUAAAUAUAUGUAGUAUUCUUUUCCACCUCAUUUAAUGUAAUUUUUGAAUACUUAUACGAAAGUAUCGCUAUAACCAAUAUUAGAGCGUUUUUAAAUAGAAGAAUUGUUUAGAUCUCUAAAUGGGGGAAGUUUACCAUUCAAAAGUACCAGUUAAUCAACUUAAAUUUAAGCAAAUCCAUUAAAUUAAUUUUAUCUGUUAAAUGCUCAAGGUUGUUACUUUUCUAUAUUAUGCUCAUUAGCAGCUUAUUUUAUUUCCAUAUUGUUAUCCUCAAAAAAAGUUUUAUUAUUUUAAAGAAUUCUAUAUGAUAAAUUCAAAAGUAAUUAUACAUACCUUCGUUUUAAUACAUUUUACUAUACAACAAUCUAGAAGUUUUGUAUGAAAUUUAGAAAUGAAUACUUCUCUUUUGGUAUAUUUAAGGUUUAUUUGGCCAUUCUUCAUUAAUUAUUUUUUAGUGUAUUAUUGUAAUUUCCUGAUUACAGCUUCAAUUCUCCACUUAUGAUAUUAAAUAGUGUGAAUGCAAUUAUUGGAUUAAUUUUAAUAUCAUAUUUUAGUUUAUAAUUACUUUCUAUAACAUAAUCCAAAAUAAAAGACAAAAAAAAAUGGAAAUACUUUUAUCAAGAUUCAUUACCUCAUUUUUGGGCUGUUAAUUAUAAGUCAUUUUAAAUAUACAAAAUUAUGAUUUAUAUAUUUCUAAUUGUUGAAGCUAUAAACUAUCCAGAAAUUUAAUCAAUAUUACUUUCAAUGUCAUCGGUUUUCUAUUUAGGUUACUUAUUUAAAUUUAAACCUUUAUAAUCCUAGUAUGAAUAUAUAAAAUUAAUAUUAAGAGAAAUUUUAUUUGCUCUUAUAACAGGGUCAUUUUUAAUUUAUAGUUUUGAUAUUGAACAAAAUUAUUUGAUUUUAAUAGGAUGGAUUCAUAUCUGCUGUUUUUCUUUGAUGUUGAUCUCAAACUUAAGUGUAGAUUUAAUUGAAUGUAUAAAAAAUGCAUGGAUGAAUUAUAAAAGGAAAAAAGAAUUAUUAGAAUUGAAAGAAUAAAAAAAAUUUUAUGUUAAUAAACUUUAAAAAUUUAUAAAAAUCGAUUUAAUUACUUAAAAUUGA